This is a messenger RNA of Adineta steineri, 1596 nucleotides long. NCBI's taxonomy places the organism in Eukaryota, Metazoa, Rotifera, Eurotatoria, Adinetida, Adinetidae. The record is from the annotation of a GenBank genome assembly.
AUGGAAUCCAAAAGACCUCUUAUUAACAGAAACGAAGAAGAAGAUAUAGAGUUGGCUACAAAACGAACGACUGCAUAUAAUGCAUCACCAGAAUGCAAAUCUGAAUCAGAGAAUAUUCACAGUAUUAAACAAUCUACUCGUCCACAAAGAAGACCAUCUUUAUUUCAUCGGAAAGCAACAUUGAUAUUAACUAACAUUGUCGCUGUUAGUCUAAUAACUAUCAUUAGUAUUAUAAUAUGGGUAGUUUUCAUCAAAAAGGCCGAAACAACAAUUAAUACAACUAUAGCUACAACUGAUGCAUCGACAACAAGAAACGCAAUGGUUACAACGUCGACAACAACAACAACAUCAACAAUGCUUACUGCGUCGACAACAACAGCAAUACUUACAACGUCGACGACAACGACAACAACAACAAUGCUUACUACGUCGACAACAACAACAAUGGUUACAACGUCGCCCACAAAAACUUCAAUGACUACAAUGUCAACAACAAAAAUAACAAUGCUUACAACGUCAGCAACAGAAACAACACUUCUUACAACGUCGACAGCAGAAACAACAAUGAUUACAACGUUAACAUCAAAAACCGCAAUGGACACAACGCCCACAGCAAAAACAACAGUGCUUACAGCAUCGGCAACAGAAACAACAAUGUUUACAACGCUAACUAAUUCUCAUAUAACAACAAUGAAUGAACCAAAACUCAACAAGUGGAAACAAAAUGGCAUCACUGUGGCUGGUGGAAAUGGAGAAGGAGAAGAAUUAAAUCAACUAAAGCACCCAACAGAAAUCUUUAUUGAUAAAAAUAAAAAUAUGUUCAUCGCUGAUUAUUCCAAUCAUCGUAUUGUUGAAUGGAAAUAUAAUGCAACGGAAGGACAAAUCAUUGCCGGUGGAAAUGGGCAAGGAAAUCGAACAGACCAAUCGAAUGAGCCAACAGAUGUGAUUGUUGAUCAACAAAAUCAUUCAAUUAUCAUUGCAGAUUCUGAGAAUAGACGAGUGAUCCAAUGGUUUAAUCAAACUCAACAAAUUCUCAUUCGCAAUAUUGACUGUUGGGGUUUGGCAAUAGAUAAACACGGAUUUCUUUAUGUUUCUGACUGGAAGAAGAAUGAAGUGAGACGAUGGAAAAUGGGAGAAUAUAACAAAGAAGGAAUUGUAGUGGCAGGCGGAAAUGGAGAAGGACAUCAACUCAAUCAACUCAGUGCUCCUGAUUUUAUCUUAGUUGAUGAAGAUCAAUCUGUUUAUGUAACAGAUCGAUACAAUCAGCGUGUAAUGAGAUGGAGAAAAGAUGCAAAAGAAGGAAAAAUCGUGGCUGGAGGAAAUGGUAAAGGAGCAAAUCUCAAUCAAUUGUUUGAACCUGCAGGAGUCACUGCUGAUGAUUUGGGUCAAAUCUAUGUGGUAGAUUGGGGGAAUCAUCGAAUAAUGCGUUGGCGUGAAGGAAAAGAAGAAGGUGAACUUGUUGUUGGUGGAAAUGGUAAAGGAAAUCAAUCAAAUCAAUUAAAUAGUCCCUGUGGUUUAUCUUUUGAUGAUGAAAGAAAUCUUUAUGUUGCUGAUAGGGGAAAUAAUCGAAUUCAAAAAUUUGAAAUAAUUUUGUGA